Clonostachys rhizophaga is the source of this 1005-nucleotide messenger RNA. Lineage: Eukaryota; Fungi; Ascomycota; Sordariomycetes; Hypocreales; Bionectriaceae. The record is from the annotation of a GenBank genome assembly.
AUGGGAGUUGACUUUACUGUUUUCAAGGGCUCCAGCAGCGGAGCCAUUGUCGAGGCCAAGGGACACCGUGACCCAAAGCCAAGCGAGGUGAUUGUCAAGAUCUCUCACUGCGGCGUUUGCGGUACUGAUGAGCACUACCGCCAUGCCGACCAGGGCCUAGGACACGAGGGUGUUGGCGUCAUCACUGAGGUUGGCUCCUCUGUCCAUGAAAUUUCCGAGUUCAAAGUAGGAGACAAAGUCGGCAUGGGUUGGUUCCACAAGUUCUGUGGCCAUUGCGAUUCUUGUGUCAAAGGCUGCCAGGACCGCUGUUUGAAUAUGGCAACUUUCGGUACUGCCAACCAAGACCAGGGAUGCUUCGGCACUUAUGUCGCCUGGGACGUGUCGGCUCUCUUCAAGGUUCCCGACGAAAUCCCACUCGAGUACGCCGGGCCUCUGAUGUGCGGAGGAGCCACCGUAUGGGGGCCCUUGUACACCUCAGGUCUGGGAGCAGGUGACCGUGUUGGCAUCAUUGGCAUUGGCGGACUCGGCCACCUUGCCAUUCAGUUCGCUUCCAAGAUGGGACUGGAGGCCGUCGUAUUCUCAAGCACGGAAUCCAAGAAGCAGGCUGCCUUUGACUUUGGAGCGUCCGAGUUCCACGUCACCAAUGGGUCAGAGGACCUCUCCACCAUUCAGAAGCUCGAUGUUCUCCUGAUCACCGCGAAUGCCAACCCCGAUUUAUCCCAAUACCUUCCCCUCCUGGCUCCCGGAGCCAAGGUCUUCCCCCUCACCAUCAGCACGGAAGACCUUCGCGUCAGCCCAUUGGCGCUCAUCAUGCGAGGCACCAGCAUCAUUGGCUCAGGUCUUGCAUCAAUCCCAUCCGUCCGGGCCAUGCUUUCCUUCGCCGCCAAGAAGGGCAUCAAGCCUCAAAUCGAGAAGUUCCCAAUGACACAGUCUGGAGUUGAGGAAGCCAUGCAGAAGCUUCGCGAUGGCAAAAUGAGAUACCGCGGCGUUCUGGUUGUUGAGUAG